UAUACAUAAAUGGGUUUGAAUCCGGUCGACGUUCAGCUUUCCUCACUCCAUACUUUUCUCUUCCAUCAGUAUCGAACGAAAUCGUUGAAGCGAUUAAGGAGGAAAAGUGGAUUCUAGGACAAAGAGAACCAGAGAAAAGAAAAAUUAUAAAAACAUUCGAGAACAGAGAACAAUGGAAGCCAAAGGAAGUGUUGCGGCUGCAGAAGCAUGGGAGGGGAUGAAUCAAGUGAGGCGUAUCAAUGUAAUUUAUUUUCUGUGUCGGAUGGGACGAAUAGAGCAUCCUCACCUUAUCCGAGUUCAUCAUUUCAGUCGAAAUGGCGUUCACUUACGAGAUGUGAAGAGAUGGCUCUCGGAUUUACGAGGAAAAGACAUGCCUGAUUCAUUUUCCUGGUCUUACAAAAGUCUAAUUAAUCGCAGGAGGUACAAGAGAAGUUAUGUCUGGCAAGAUUUGGUGGAUGACGACCUCAUUACUCCAAUAUCUGAUAACGAAUACGUCCUCAAAGGAUCUGAAAUCUACUCUGUUCCCUUCGGAUUUACAGAUGCUCGUCCUUGCGGUGAAAAGAAAGCUUCAACAGAAAACCCACAAAAGAAAAUGGAGGUGUCACCUAAAACCUCCGAAGAAAUCGAAAUCGUAACAGACGAGGAAACAUCAGAACCGUUUGAAUCAGAGAGGUCAACAACGACGGACGAAUCAAUGAAAUCGAAUGCGAGAAAGCCAGAGAAAGAAGAAAACAACAGUGAAAAGAAUACAGAGAAGACCAAACCACCAUUGACGCACUCUACAUGUUUCUCCAAGAGUAAGAGCUACUCGAGCGGAACUUCUUACGUAUUCCGCAACCUACUCACGUGUGAUGUGGUCGACACCAACGAAUCAGCCAUAAUGACGAUCAAUCGGGUAAAUAGAACUACGAAGAAUGCUUCAAAUGAAGCAGGGUUUUGUAAAGCAGAGACUAUGGGUGGGUCUCAGAGGAUCUUCGGUAAUGCUUGGGAUCAACAGCCGCGUCAACAGAAUUCCAGGAAAAGCUUUACUGGAGUGAAGACUCCAAAGAGCAUGAAUGAACUUGCAAAUCAGAAGAAAAAUUCUGCCGCUUGUAAGCCAAUCGUGGAGCCUAAUUGCUCGCAAUGUGGAAAAGCAUUCAAACCAGAGAAAUUGCAUUCCCAUAUGAAGUCUUGCAAAGGCAUGAAAAGCUUAAACAAGAAUGGUGGUGGUGGUGCUGCUGCUGCUACUAUAACCCUGGAGAAAACAUCAUCAAGGAGAUCAACAGACACAUCAAAGGAAGCAUCAACCUAUUUUCUGACCUGCUAAUUAACAUGUUCUUUAAUCAUUUCAUUGUGCAAAUUCUUCUUCUUCUUGUUUUUAGGAUAGGUUUCGUUGGUCUGAGAGACCACAGGAGGGAUAGAAAUCAUCAUUCUAAGGGUGUUUCAGACACUUCAUUCUAUAAGAGGAGAGUUUCUUCUAUUUUUAUGGUCUACUACUCCAGACCACAUUGUCCCAUCUUUGCUCUUUCCAGUAGUCUAUUUCUCUCCUCUUCUUGAAAUCUUUGUCCUGCUGAUUUCAUCAUGUAAAGAAUGGAAGGAAAGGUGCAUAAGCAGGGGAGGAAAUGCAAAUAGAAUGAUGAG
Molecule: messenger RNA, 1620 nt
Organism: Macadamia integrifolia
Lineage: Eukaryota; Viridiplantae; Streptophyta; Magnoliopsida; Proteales; Proteaceae
Product: protein SOSEKI 1-like
Exons: 7
Coding region: 173-1306 (377 amino acids)
Source: RefSeq, a predicted model, not a curated record